GUGACCCCGCUGGCGCGGGGCAUGUGGAAGUUCGCGCCGCCCCCGCCGGGGCCAGCCAGCGGGGUACGCACGGCGGCGGGGACGGUGGCGCGCGGCGCGGCUUUCUGCUGGGGGAGGGAGGCCAGCAUGGCGGCCUCUGCGUGGCGCCUCGAGGCGACGCCGAACGAGCAGGAGGCGAUCGAGAGGCCGGACGUUGUCGCGCGCUACCGAUCCAGGGACGCCGCCACUGGGCGCGUGUGGGGCAUGCCCAGCGCCUUCGGCCGUGGCCAGUGCCUGGGCUGCCCCGCGAAGUGCGCCCCGCCCAGCACCAGGUGCCAGGCCUGCCAGCUGGUGCGCGCCAGGGGAGCGCCGAUGCAGGCCGACCAGUUGAGGGCCCUGCGGCUGGCGCUGGACGGGGCGCCGCUGGCGAGGCAGCCCGACGUCGCCCGGCGCCUCCAGGGGUUGUAUUCCAAGCUGCAAGGCGGGCAGAUCCCGGAAGACGCGCAGGCGCAGCUCCUGCGCGCCGCGGGCGCCAUCGGCUCCGGCGACGCUGCGGCGGCCAGGAGGGCCUGCGCCGAGCUCAGCGCGGAGCACUGGGACCAGCACAAGGACUGGCUCCGGGGCCUCCGGUGCCUCGCCAGCGCGAGGUGA
Messenger RNA from Prorocentrum cordatum, 630 nucleotides. The record is from the annotation of a GenBank genome assembly. Lineage: Eukaryota; Dinophyceae; Prorocentrales; Prorocentraceae.